AUGAUCAAGUGCUUUCUUUUCCUCGCGCUUGCGCAUGUAGAGUACGGAGGCGGCGGCGCCCUUCUUGUUUCGGCUGCCGACAUUCUGACCAGAUCAACACCGCUGAUCCCGGGCUAUGACGAUCAGCCAGGAUUCGGCCUCAGUAAAAUGAUUUCUGUCGCCGACGUCUCCGAUGCUGCUGAUGGCGAGGAUAGGGGGUUGCAAGAGUUCUAUUUGACGAUGAAGGAGGUCUUUGCUCGUUUUCGUUCAAGAGUUACAGAAUGGUGUCGCAGCAUGGGCAUCAUGAAGAAGAAGAACGUUAAGGCGACGUUACAGGAAGAGCUAGAGCCUUCGAUCCCCUCCCAGACGAAGCAGAAGACGGCAAAUCUCGUGCAAAAGCUGGACCGCAAGUUCCCGGCCCAGUCGAAGAAGCUUCGUGGCGCAGCUAUGCAAGUGAUGAAGAAUGGCAGGGCACGCAAAUUUGAGAAGGCUCGCGCGCGUGCUCAACUAGGGAUCAAGAAGGGCGUAUCGUUCGAUCAAAUGUUCAAGAAGCAUGUUACACCGAACGCAUACGAUAUAGAACUUCUGCCAAACCAUGGGGUGACGAAUCCGCUUAACGAUCCUGGGUAUGAUCAUUCCAAGGCACAUGUGAGCGCAUACCGGACAUAUUACAAUGAGCGGGUUCGGUUGGAGAAGGAACGAAGAAAAAAGCGUAGAUGA
Hyaloperonospora brassicae is the source of this 699-nucleotide messenger RNA. The record is from the annotation of a GenBank genome assembly. Lineage: Eukaryota; Oomycota; Peronosporomycetes; Peronosporales; Peronosporaceae.